CGGGGGUGCGGGCCCCGGGGGGGUUGGUACCCCCCGGAUAAGGGUCGCGACCCUCAGCGGGCCUUGUUGCGCACCCCUGCCCGUCACCCAAGCCUGUAACAUAGCUGGGAGACGUGGUCUGGCGAUGCUUCUGUCAUGUGCAGGAUGCGACAAACCGAUUAUGGAUCAGUUCCUGCUGAACGUUUUGGACCGAGCGUGGCACGUAGACUGCGUACGCUGCUUCGAUUGCAGAACCACGUUACAGGACAAGUGUUUCUCCCGGGAGGGGAAGCUCUUCUGCAGGGAGGACUUCUUCAGGCGAUACGGCACGAAAUGCAGCGGUUGCCUCCAAGGGAUAAGCCCCCAGGACCUCGUGAGGAAGGCGAGGGACAAGGUUUUCCACCUGAAUUGCUUCACCUGCCUGGUGUGUCGCAAGCAGAUGAGCACCGGAGAGGAGCUCUACGUCCUGGAGGACAACAAGUUCGUCUGCAAGCAAGACUACCUGUCGGGCAAGCUGCCGGACACGCAUCACGUCCACGGCCAUCAUGUCAACGAUUCGACGAAUGAUGUGAUUAAAACGUACGAUUCGGAUCGUUCACGAGCAGAAUCGUCCAACCUGUCGACAGGAGGAGACUCGUUGAUGGGCUCAGGAUCGGAAGAUGAGGACGAAGACGGUAGUACUCACCAUCAUCACAGCGGUGUCAGCGGUCCUCACUUGGGCCAUAAUCUCGGUACAGGUGGUCCUGGCGACCAGACGGUCGGCCACACCGGCGAUCUACCUCUUGGGAGCGAUCCUUGCAAGCAGGAGGACUCCGAAGAUCAAGGUUCUCUGGACGGCGAUCCCGAAACGAGGGACAGCCAAACGGAAAACAAAAGUCCGGAUGGCGGUGCCGGCGGUGGUAGCGGCGACGGCGGUGCUGGCUCGAAAAGGCGAGGUCCGAGGACGACCAUAAAGGCGAAACAGUUGGAGAUUCUCAAGUCGGCCUUCUCCUCCACUCCCAAGCCCACCAGGCACAUCAGAGAACAGUUGGCGAAAGAGACUGGCCUACCCAUGCGCGUAAUUCAGGUCUGGUUCCAGAACAAGAGGAGCAAGGAGCGUAGGUUAAAACAACUGACGUCGAUGGGCAGGAACCCGUUCUACGGCGGCUCGAGAAAAAUGAGGGGCUUCCCUCUAAACCUGAAUCCCGGUGCUUUGGGCGGCGAGGACGGACCGCCGCCCGGUUUUCCAUAUUUCGGCGCGGAGAAAUUCGAAUUCGGUUACGGCGGGCCCGUGGCGUUUCACCACGAAUUCUUUGGUGCUCAUCCGCCCCCUCAUCCCCAUGGACCGCCUUUCAGCGGCCCUGGUAAUCCUGGUUUGGACCCGGCGAGUUUAGCGGGUAUGGCGGCUGCAGUGGCGGUGACAGGGGAGUAUCCACCUCCGGGCGCGGGAGGCGGCCCUCCGGAAUUUCUCACGGGCCCUCCUGGACAGGGGCCCCCUGCACCUUCCGGCGGUAGCCCCGGCGAGUUCCUAGCGCCUUCAGGUGGAGCACAGGGUAAUCCCAGUGCCGGUGGGAAUGGUGGCGGUCCAGGCGGCGGCGGAGGCGGGGGUGGGUUCUUGGAGCCGCACCAGAUGCAGAGCGAAGGGCUGGCCUGGUAGUACGAGUUUUAAUUACCGUUCAUUUCUUCGUGUUUUGUUGCUCUCCAUCGAGCUUCUCGGCGCAAAAUCGAUAUUUCCGAGAAACAUCGAGCGUUCCCGCGCAACUGACGAUGGGGAGAUCGUACGACUUUGUUCCGGUCCGACUCCUUUCAAGGAGAGAACCAGGUCGACUUUGCGAACUGCACGUUAUUUUUUGUAAGAUACCACGGUAACAAUUUGAUCGUUUCAGCUUCGUUUCUUUCACGGUUAUCAUUGUCAUUACUGACAUUAUUAUCUUUAUUAUUAUUAUUAUUAUUAUUAUUAUAUUGUCGUCGGCGAGAAUAUCGACGUUACUA
Molecule: messenger RNA, 1950 nt
Organism: Ceratina calcarata
Lineage: Eukaryota; Metazoa; Arthropoda; Insecta; Hymenoptera; Apidae
Gene: Lim1
Product: LIM homeobox 1
Exons: 8
Coding region: 125-1615 (496 amino acids)
Biological process (GO): neuron differentiation; regulation of transcription by RNA polymerase II
Cellular component (GO): nucleus
Molecular function (GO): DNA-binding transcription factor activity, RNA polymerase II-specific; zinc ion binding; RNA polymerase II transcription regulatory region sequence-specific DNA binding
Source: RefSeq, a predicted model, not a curated record